UAGAAGAAAAAUCAUGACCAAAACCAUGGGUUAUAUCAAUUUGAUUGCGACACAUGAAGUAUUGAACUGAAACUGAACAUAAAUGAGUAUUAUUAAAUGCAUAUUAUCAAGAGUUCAAUGGAUUUUCCAUGAAAGGAAAUAAUUCACUUAAAAUAGUAUUUACCAAUCAAGUACCUUAAGCCCCAAGAAAUAGACAUAAUGUCCUUCAAGUUGGGAAAAAAAAAAAAAUUCUCACCUACUCAAAUAAAUGCUUCUAUAACAUCAUUACUCUUUGUUAAUAACACAUUCAAAAUAUUUUUUUUAUAUAAAAAAAGUUAGAUACUUGGAGAGAUCACCAAACCGAUUGACGUUAUGUUAUGUUUUUAUGUUCUUCCCUCUUCUCCCUAUAAAGCGUUUCACUUCCAUUGCGGCUUUUCUCUUCGUGGGUAAGAGAGAAGACCAUUAAUUAACUCACACGCAACGCAAAUGUCUGGUCUGCUCGGAAAGUUAUCUCCGGUAAGACGUGUGGCCGGCGAUGAUCUCCCUUUGUUUAACGUUGACCAGGCAUCAUUGGAGCUUCAGGGAUAUCCUAGAAGAGACAAACAGAGGCUGUCAGCCACACUCGCCGACCUUCUGAUUCCUGUGGAGGGUUCCACCAGUGACCACCAUCAUCAUCAAGCCUUGGAUUCAUGGAGCUCGGUUCCCACUUCUUCUGCAUCUCCUUCCUUGUUCGUUCUUUCCUUCAACGACCUGAGUUACAGCGUGAAGAUCAGGAAGAAGUUUGAGCUCUUCCCUUGCCAAGGGAAAUCAGCUUCUGAUGGCAAUGGUUCGGCUGUGAACACUAAGGUCCUUCUGAAUGGUAUUUCGGGUGAAGCCCGAGAUGGGGAAAUCAUGGCCGUUCUUGGAGCAAGUGGGUCGGGGAAAUCUACACUGAUCGAUGCCUUAGCCAACAGGAUUGCCAAGGAGAGCCUCCGAGGCUCUAUCGCCUUAAACGGGGAAGUUCUCGAAUCGAGUUUGCUGAAAGUCAUAUCUGCUUAUGUGAUGCAAGAUGAUCUUCUCUUCCCUAUGCUUACAGUGGAAGAAACCCUAAUGUUCUCUGCAGAGUUCCGGCUUCCUCGUUCGUUGUCCAAGAAGAAGAAGAAGGCUCGAGUCCAAGCUCUGAUCGACCAGUUGGGUCUGAAGAGCGCUGCAAAAACCAUCAUCGGGGAUGAGGGCCAUAGGGGAGUCUCGGGGGGAGAACGGAGACGGGUUUCAAUCGGUAUCGACAUAAUCCAUGAUCCGAUUAUCCUCUUUCUCGAUGAACCAACAUCCGGGCUCGACUCUACCAGCGCUUUCAUGGUGGUCAAAGUGCUUCAGAGGAUCGCAGAGAGUGGCAGCAUAGUUAUCAUGUCGAUCCACCAGCCAAGCUACAGAAUCUUGGGUUUGCUCGAUCGGUUGAUCUUCCUUUCCCGAGGAAACACAGUUUACAGCGGAUCACCAGCUAAUCUCCCUCGGUUUUUCUCAGAAUUUGGUCAUCCAAUCCCUGAAAACGAGAACAAAACAGAGUUUGCACUUGAUCUUAUCCGCGAGCUAGAAGAUUCGCCCGAAGGCACCAAAACCCUAGUCGAAUUCCACAAGCAAUGGCGGAUGAAGCAGACCUCAAGCCUCAACAUCAACAACAACAAUGCCAGCAGACAGAACCAGAACAGAAACACCAACGUCUCUCUGAAAGAUGCUAUAAGCGCGAGCAUUUCAAGGGGAAAACUCGUUUCUGGAUCAACAAGCGAUUCCGCAAACCUAACAUCCUCAGUUUCGACAUUCGCAAAUCCGUAUUGGAUCGAAAUGAUCGUGAUUGGGAAACGAGCAUUACUGAAUUCGAGAAGACAGCCCGAGCUCUUCGGAAUUCGAUUAGGAGCAGUUCUAGUCACUGGAAUCAUCCUGGCCACGAUCUUCUGGAAACUAGACAGCUCCCCAAAAGGGGUCCAAGAACGUCUAGGGUUCUUCGCCUUCGCCAUGUCCACAACCUUCUACACCUGCGCAGAAGCAAUCCCGGUUUUCCUACAAGAACGCUACAUCUUCAUGAGAGAAACCGCGUAUAAUGCUUACCGGAGAUCCUCCUACGUCCUCGCUCAAUCCAUAAUCUCGAUCCCAUCACUCAUCGUCCUCUCCAUCAGCUUCGCCGCCACAACCUUCUGGGCAGUCGGACUCGCCGGUGGCGGAAAUGGGUUCCUCUACUUCUUCCUCACCAUCCUCGCCUCCUUCUGGGCCGGAAGCUCCUUCGUGACGUUCCUCUCCGGCGUCGUAUCUCACGUCAUGCUCGGAUUCACCGUCGUCGUCGCGAUCCUCGCAUACUUCCUCCUAUUCUCAGGAUUCUUCAUCUCCAGAGACAGAAUCCCUCUCUACUGGAUCUGGUUCCACUACAUCUCCCUCGUGAAAUACCCAUACGAAGGCGUUCUACAGAACGAAUUCGAAGACCCGACGAAGUGCUUCGCCCGUGGGAUUCAGAUGUUCGACAAUUCACCGCUGGGACAAGCUCCGGAGGCCGUGAAGAUGCGGCUGCUAAGCAGCAUGAGCGGCGUUCUGGGGAUCAACCUGACGGCGGAGACAUGCGUGACAACGGGGAUCGACAUUCUGAAGCAACAAGGGAUCGGAAAUCUCGGAAAAUGGGAUUGCUUGUGGAUCACCAUCGCUUGGGGCUUCUUCUUUAGGGUUUUGUUCUACUUCACGCUGUUGAUCGGAAGCAAGAACAAGCGGAGGUGAAGAAGAAGCGGAAGAAGAACAUUUACUAAUUUCAGGGAAACUUUUUAUAUUCUAAAAAAUUUAAAAAGUGAGAUAAAAGGAAAGGAAAUUGUCAUA
Messenger RNA from Tarenaya hassleriana, 2814 nucleotides. RefSeq names its product ABC transporter G family member 20-like. Gene Ontology annotation, molecular function: ATP hydrolysis activity; ATP binding; ABC-type transporter activity. The transcript has a single exon. Bases 466 to 2718 code for a protein of 750 amino acids. The record is from RefSeq and is a predicted model, not a curated record. Gene Ontology annotation, cellular component: membrane. NCBI's taxonomy places the organism in Eukaryota, Viridiplantae, Streptophyta, Magnoliopsida, Brassicales, Cleomaceae.